GCUCUUUUUUUAGCUGGAGUUCAAUUCUUCCUUACAAUCGAUUCGUCAUACUUGGGAGUUCAAAGUGUGUAUGUGUUUGCACAGCUUGCCGGGUUUGCAGCAACGGUAGGCGUGUCGCAAUGAUUGGUUUCGGAAUAGGAAAGGAUUAAAACGAUAUAAAGGCUGGAGUUAGUGCCGGCUCUCCUAGAACUCUCCCCUGAAGCUAACCAAGGUAGCGGAGUUCUGUCGGGAAGCCCCAGGACUGGGAGACAUUGUGUUGAAGCAUGUCUCUGAAAAGGAAGGCUGAGUCUGCUGCUCUCAGUAUCAACGUGUUCGCAGCCCGAGCGCUGCAGGACCUGCUCAAAACCAACCUGGGACCCAAAGGCACGAUGAAAAUGUUAGUUUCUGGUGCUGGAGACAUCAGGCUGACCAAAGAUGGUGGCGUGCUAUUAAGAGAGAUGCAGCUCCAACAUCCCACAGCCUCCUUCAUUGCCAAGGCCGUGUCUGCUAUGGAUGAGAUGGUGGGUGAUGGGACCACCUCAGCUGUGCUCCUCAUUGGGGAGAUUUUGAAACAGGCCCACCGCUACAUUUCAGAGGGGAUCCAUCCCCGAGUCAUCGUAGAAGGGUUGGAAUUGGCCAAAGAAGAGGCAGUCUCCUGCCUGGAUGAACUCUGGGAAGAUGAUGAUGAGUUCAUCAGGAAGAAGGUGGCUCGGACCUCACUUGGAACCAAGGUUCACCCAGAGUUGGCAGAUCUGUUGGCUGAUCUGGUGGUGGAGGCAGUGCAUUGUGUUUACCAGCGUAGACAACCCAUUGACCUGAACCUUGUGGAAAUCAUGGAGAUUCAGCAUCAGACUGAGUGCGACACUGUCCUUAUCAGAGGGUUGGUUCUCGAUCAUGGUGCUCGGCACCCAGAUAUGAAGAAGCGACUGGAGAAUGCUUACAUCCUCACCCUGAAUGUGUCUCUGGAAUAUGAGAAAACAGAGGUUAACUCUGGAUUCUUUUACAAGAGUGUGGAGGAAAGGGAAAAGUUGAUAAAAGCAGAGCGACAGUUCAUCGAGGAGAGAGUGAGGGCAAUCAUAGCACUGAAGAGAAAGGUGUGUAGUGACUCUGACAAAGGGUUUGUUGUGAUCAACCAGAAGGGCAUCGACCCUCUGUCGCUUGAGAUGUUUGUGAAGGAGGGUAUUGUAGCCCUGAGAAGAGCUAAGAGGAGAAACAUGGAGAGGUUGCCACUGGCAUGCGGGGGUCUGGCAGUGAACUCCGUGGAAGAUCUAACUGAAGAAUGCUUGGGCCAUGCAGGGCUGGUGUAUGAGGAGACACUGGGAGACAGUAAGUACACUUUUAUUGAAAAGUGUGAUCACCCUCAGUCUGUCACACUGCUUAUUAAAGGACCCAACAAACACACCAUCACUCUGCUCAAAGAUGCCGUUCAGGAUGGCAUGCGAGCUGUGAAGAAUACCAUUGAGGAUGGUGCUGCCAUGCCUGGGGCAGGAGCUGUCGAAGUUCGCAUCGGAAGCCAGUUACUAGACUACUGUAAGGAUCAAGUCAAAGGUUGUGCACGCUUUGGAUUUCAGGCUUUUGCUGAUGCCAUUCUGAUUAUUCCAAAGACGUUGGCCCAGAAUGCUGGAUAUGAUCCUCAAGAGAUUGUGUCAAAUGCUCUGAGCAGAGAACGUCAGACGACCCUUCCAGUGGGCAUUGAUUUAUCCAGUGGUGCGCUAAUAGAUGACUGGGAGACUCCUGUGUGGGACAACGCUUGUGUCAAGCAUCAGCUAAUACAUACAUGCACUGCAGUAGCAAGCAACCUCUUAUUGGUAGAUGAGAUUGUCGGAACAGGAAUGAAUUCAGACAAAAAGUGACUGCAUCUGACUGGAUUAUCAAAAUCUCAUCACUUUUGCGACUGAAUUGAUUGUUUUUAAAAACAAGGGGCAGAUUAGAGAUUGCAAGAUAGUAAGAAAUAAAAAAAAGUUGACAUGGGAAAUACAAAACAAAUUUGGAAUGUCCAGAAUGCGAUUAAUGAUAGAUACAUCACACUCCAUUAUUUUGGAAAGAAUAAGUGACUCUGUGACUCUCUAAAGCCAUAAUGACUGUGAUUGAGUAAAUAUUGUCAAUUUGUCAUUGUUGUCCUAGACCCUUAUUCGUCUGCAUUAUUUCAGUACAGUCCUGUAAAGGAAUCAUUCAGUGUUGUGUGAUGAUACUGUGGCUUUAAGAGGUGUAUUUUGUCUUGGUGUUUUUUAUGAAGCAAGGUUGAGACAGAGGAGACAAGCAAUCUGCUCAAAGCCAAAAAAAUGUAAACAGCUGGGAGGCCUUGGGUUUUUGUUUUAAAACGUUGGAACAAUAAACGCAAUCUGGGUGAGGUCAAGCUCCCACAGAACCAGGAACAAAAACAGAAGUUGCUGGAAAAGCUCAGCAGGUCUGCCAGCAUCUGUAAGAAAAAAUCAAAGUUAACAUUUCGGGUCCCUUUGACCCUUCCUCAGAAGGACCCAAAACAUUAACUGUGAUUGUUUUUUCUUUUUUUUUCAAGGAUGCUGCCAGACCUGCUGAGCUUUUCUGCAACUUUUGUGUUUGUUCCUGAUUUACAGCAUCCACAGUUCUUUCGGUUUUUUUAUUUAAUAUUGCACAGAAGCAGGAUUUUUAGUUUUCGCUUUCUGCAGUUGCUAGGGUCUUGAAGCUGAAUGUGGAAGUUGUCAUUCCUCUCCCUGUUACAACUAAAAGCUGGGAUUCUCUUCCUGCUGCUAGAAUUGCAAGUAAGACAAUGUGUUUUACCAAUUUUUACCUUUGCUAUAUUGGAAUCGUUAAUUAUUUGUAGUUACUAUAUGUCUUAUUUUGUUAAGCAUUUGGCUAGAGUUAUAGUUAAGCCAAUACUUUUCCAUAAUUUUUAUUUUGUCUGUACUCUAACUGUAGAGUAAAAGUAAUGUGUUUUGCUUAACAUCGAGUACUCUAGAAUGCAAGUGGAAUGCAAUGCCUUACACUUACCUUUAAAAAUAAGAAGAGGUUAGGAUCUAGGCUGUCUUCCUAAUAUAUUUUGAAGAGGUUUGGUUUGGUCCAACUGGAUUCAAGAUGAUGCCUGUAUUUUUCUUAAAGUGAAAUAA
Messenger RNA from Stegostoma tigrinum, 3065 nucleotides. Its product is annotated as T-complex protein 1 subunit zeta-like. The transcript has a single exon. Lineage: Eukaryota; Metazoa; Chordata; Chondrichthyes; Orectolobiformes; Stegostomatidae. The record is from RefSeq and is a predicted model, not a curated record. Gene Ontology annotation, biological process: protein folding. Gene Ontology annotation, cellular component: chaperonin-containing T-complex. Gene Ontology annotation, molecular function: ATP binding; ATP hydrolysis activity; ATP-dependent protein folding chaperone. Bases 264 to 1832 code for a protein of 522 amino acids.